AUGAAGGCCUUGUAUCUCGGUAUUAGUUCUCAUUGCGAUAAACAUUUUGAACAGGGUAUUACUCGAGAAUUAAUUAUAGAGUUGGUUGAGUUACUAGAUGGUCGGUAUUUCCCACCCAGUGGUAAACAAGAGAAACAAAAAAAUUAUUUUAAAGGUUACCCCGAAAAAGCUGGUAAAAGUGUUAACGAAAAAACCAAAUAUCAAUUUAGUCAAGUAAUUACUCGUUAUUUGGUUAAAAAUAAUCUUUCGGAAGCUGAAAUGGCUCAUCGGCUCGGCUUAGAUAAAAGUGCCACUGCUAAAUUACUCCGUGGUUAUAUGGAAAAUUUUUCCUUGGAUAGUUUGAUUACUUAUGUAGAUAAAUUACAUUUGCCUUUACAAAUAAAAAUUACUGAAGAGGGCAAGUUGAUAGAUAAGC
This is a messenger RNA of Racocetra persica, 415 nucleotides long. The record is from the annotation of a GenBank genome assembly. Lineage: Eukaryota; Fungi; Glomeromycota; Glomeromycetes; Diversisporales; Gigasporaceae.